GGUAUGUCAGUAGUAGAUGAUAAUAAUUGGAAAAACUUGUUUUUACGUUUUUUAUCUUAAACAUAAUAAUAUUGUGAUGAUGAUGAUUUUGGAAAUUAUGAAAAAAUGCAUGAUGACAAAUUCUUCCUUUGAUGUAGGCUACGAUUCAACUAAUACUGGAAUAUAGUAUUACUGCGAUAACAAAAUGUCAUCAGAAGUACUUUGUUACAAUAAAGGAUGUGGAAAUAAAUUUAAUCCAAGUGCUAAUGAGGAUGAAAAUGCUUGUGUCCACCACCCUGGCGUUCCUGUUUUUCACGAUGCUUUAAAAGGUUGGAGCUGUUGUAAACGUAGAACAACAGAUUUUUCUGAUUUUUUGAACAUUCCUGGUUGUUCCAAAGGUCGCCAUAGCAGCGUAAAACCAGCAGAACCUGUUGCUCCUAAAGUGACAUCAUCAAAAAAUAAAGUGGAUGAUAAAAUUACGCCUGAGCCAGCGAGUGUUACGCCAAAACUUUUACAAACUGAGCCAAUUCCAAGACCAAGGGUCUCUGAACCCAUGAUACCUUUGCCAAUUAAAACUACAUCAUCGCUACAAAAGGCUUUACAAAAAUUAUCAUUGGAAGCAAAAAAUGAAGACCCUUCUAAGCAAAUUAAAAUAUGCAAGUUUCUUUCUUGCAGAACUACUUACUCUCCUGGAGUAAGUGAAACAUGUAUUCAUCAUCCCGGUGCUCCUGUUUUCCACGAAGGGAUGAAAUAUUGGUCAUGUUGUCAGAGAAAAACUAGUGACUUUACUGCGUUUUUAGCGCAAGUAGGGUGUGUCACUGGUACACAUGAAUGGAAAGUGAAAUCAUUAGCAGAAGCAGCGCCAUGUCGGUACGAUUGGCAUCAAACUGGAUCCAUUGUAGUCAUUUCUAUUUUUGCGAAAAUGACUGUGGAAGAAAACUCGUCCGUCAAAGUUAAUCAGAUCGCAACAGAAAUUGAUCUAGAAUUCGAAGGUGGAAAAGGGAAUUUCAAACUUGAUCUUGAAUUUGAUGGAGUUAUUGAUCCUGCUCAAAGUUUCGUUACGCUAUUCGGUACCAAAGUUGAAAUAUCGCUUAAAAAAGGUGAUGCUAGUCACUGGAAAAAGUUGAAUAUGCCAAAAACUAUACAAGAGCCGGAAAAGGAUGAAAUUGGGCAACCAACGGAAGAAAAGAUUAAAGUUAAAAUUGAAGAUAAGCAAGCAAAUGGUGAUAAGAUAGAACAGGAUGAGGAUGAUAGUGAUUUAUCUGGAAUUGAUGAUGUUGAAUUUGAUUGAUUAUUGAUAAAAUAUUUUUAUAUCUUUAUACAAACUGUUUAGGAAAUUUUUGUAUAUUUGUGAAUAAUAAUUGACGAUCUGAUGGUGCUUAAUUGAUUCUGUAUUUCAAUAGCCUAUGGAAUUCUCUGUCAAUGAUGAAAUUUGUCGAAUAUUUUGGUUCUGACAGAAAUUUGGAAAUUGUGUAUAUCUAUCUUUUUAAAAUUAAGUGACAAUGCAGUGCAAACAAAGAAUUCAAAUUGGCACAAUGUGUAGUUGGAAAAUUUCACCAAAAUAACUAUCAGAAAUUUUUUUUUUUUCAUGUCUGACUCAUGAAUUUAUGCUCGAGCUUUGAAAGUAUUAGCAAAGUGAAGCUGAUUUGAAUGUCUGUAAAGUAAACCAUAUACAUUGUAUCAAAUCAAAGUUGAUCCACAGCCGAAUCUAAAUGGCCCAAAAUAUUUAUUGACUUUUUUAAUUAAUUUAAUAUAUUCUUACCAUACAAAAUAAUCAAUUCUUCUUGAAUUCUUUCACCCAUGUGUGUUGCGUAUCGAGAGAAUUAUCAGAAAUGAUGUUAUAUGUUUUGAUAGUACAAUACAACUUAAUAAUUUGUCCAAAAAUGGUUGCUCAUUGUUCAUUGUUGCUCAUAAUAUAUAGGCUAUAUGGGAUUUCAAAACUAUAUUGGGUUUCAUAGUCCUUGAUAAUGUAUAAUCACUGGUUUUAUCUUAUGAAGACUUCAUAAUUAAAUGGUAUUUCCGAGUACAUUUUUCCGCUCAGCAUUGACUCAUUUUAAUCAUAAUUCUGCACUUUUUUGAGCAUUUUGAAUAUAAUCUGUUUAUUGAGUAUUGACCUGUUUCAGUCUGUUCAUUCGGGGUGCCCGUAAAAACAGAACCUAGAUUCAUUUGGAAAUUAUUAUAAAGAGAACACAACUUUUUUACGAUGUGUCCUAGAUUCCUAAAAACUUUUGGGUACAAUCACACACAAACAGAAGUUCAAGCGUUAAAUGAAUAUUAUUCAUUUUUGUAGAGGUGAUUGAGAAUUUUAUGGGUUCUUCUUCAUGUGGCUCACCCUAUACAUAUGCUUGAAAUAAUAAUUAUUUCAUGUUCAAGUAAUUUACCACUUUGCAGUAAUCUUGUUAAAAACACUUCCUAGUUAAUUCUUCGUUCCAAGCUAUGAGAGAUAUAUUACAAUUUUCUCUCAUUCUCUUCAUGAAACCACGACACUCCAAAAUUCCUCAUAAAAAUCUCCCCUAAAUGAAUUUAUAUCUUCCCUAAAAGCAAAUUCAUAUAUUUUAUCAAAAUAUGUAGGCUAUUGGAGUUGUCCGAGAUGUCUAUCAAGUCUAUGCAUCUGAAAUGAAAAACUGGUCAAUUAUUCAAAAACUCAACAUGGACUGGUAACCAGAUGAGAGGCUGUUGUUCACAAUAUGAUUUAACUGAUCUGAUCGCCUUCCUUCUUACCUAGAAUAAAUAUGAAAUUCCUAUCUUUUAGUAUCAUUACCAUUUUUUUUUUUAAAUCAUAAUCAUCAUUGGGUCCUCCAUAACAAAUAGUUUGGUAUUUCAACUAAAAUUCUGCUCUUCUAUUAACUUGAAUUGUUCGAAGUUUGCAGCUAAAUCGUGAAUUUUAAAAUACCGCAAAAAUUAAUUGCUGAAAAAUAUUUGUAAAUAUGAAAAAUUCAUAAAAUACAUUUUUGAAUUGCA
Molecule: messenger RNA, 2940 nt
Organism: Styela clava
Lineage: Eukaryota; Metazoa; Chordata; Ascidiacea; Stolidobranchia; Styelidae
Source: RefSeq, a predicted model, not a curated record